GUUGUAGAGCGCGCGUGCGCCGGCAGAAGCAGCGAGGCGGGAAGUGUCGCGCAGGCGCGUUUGGCCAGCUCGCUAGGUUGGGAGCUCUUGGAGGCGGUGACCCAGCCACCUGGGAGCCCUAGAAGUCGAACUCCCUUAAACCUGCUCUCCCUGCGGCCAUGACCCCCUAGCCGGCACCUUGGCAUCCCACUUGUUUGGUGAUGGAGGCGACAUUGGAGAUUCAGAUGGAGGAGCCAAUGGCCUUUUCUUCCUCCUGUGACCGGCUUCAGGCUGAUGGCUCGUUAAAAAAACGUGAGCAGAAUUUUAAACUGCCAGGUGUUAAAAAGGAUAUUGAGAAGCUUUAUGAAGCUGUUCCACAACUUGGCAAUGUGUUUAAGAUUAAGGACAAAAUUGGAGAAGGCACUUUCAGCUCUGUUUAUUUGGCCACAGCACAGUUACAAGUGGGACCUGAGGAAAAAAUUGCUCUGAAACACUUAAUUCCAACAAGUCAUCCUAUAAGAAUCGCUGCUGAACUUCAGUGUCUAACAGUGGCUGGGGGGCAAGACAACGUCAUGGGAGUUAAAUAUUGCUUUAGGAAAAAUGAUCAUGUUGUUAUUGCUAUGCCAUACCUAGAACAUGAGUCUUUUUUGGACAUUUUGAAUUCUCUUUCCUUUCAAGAAGUACGGGAAUACAUGUUUAAUCUGUUCAGAGCUUUGAAACGCAUUCACCAGUUUGGUAUUGUUCACCGUGAUGUUAAGCCCAGCAAUUUUUUAUAUAAUAGACGCCUGAAAAAGUAUGCCUUGGUAGAUUUCGGUUUGGCCCAAGGAACUCAUGAUACAAAAAUAGAGCUUCUCAAAUUUGUCCAAUCUGAAACGCAGCAGGAAAGUUGCACCCAGAACAAAUCUCAUGUAAUCAUGGGAAACAAGAUUUCAUUGAGUGGCCAAGCACCUAAGGAACUGGAUCAGCGGUCUCCCACCAAAACAUCUAUCAAAAGACCCUGCACAAAUGCACAAAUUCAGAUUAAACAAGGAAAAGAUGGAAAGGAGGGAUCUGUAGGCCUUUCUGUCCAGCGCUCUGUUUUUGGAGAAAGAAAUUUCAAUAUACACAGCUCCAUUUCACAUGAGAGCCCUCCAGUGAAACUGAUAAAGCCAUCAAAGAGUGUGGAUGUAUUGUCAAGAAAGUUAGCAACAAAAAAGAAGACUAUUUCCACAAAAGUUAUGAACAGUGGGGUGAUGAGGAAAACUGCCAGUUCUUGUCCAACUAACCUGACCUGUGACUGCUAUGCAACAGAUAAAGUGUGCAGUAUUUGCCUUUCAAGGCGUCAACAAGUUGCACCUAGGGCAGGUACACCAGGAUUCAGAGCACCUGAGGUCUUGACCAAAUGCCCCAAUCAAACUACAGCAAUUGACAUGUGGUCUGCAGGUGUCAUAUUCCUUUCUUUGCUUAGUGGACGAUAUCCGUUUUAUAAAGCAAGUGAUGAUUUAACUGCUUUGGCUCAAAUUAUGACAAUUCGGGGAUCCAGGGAAACUAUCCAGGCUGCUAAAACUUUUGGCAAAUCAAUAUUAUGUAGCAAAGAAGUCCCAGCACAAGACUUGAGGAAACUCUGUGAGAGACUCAGGGGUACAGAUUCUAAUACUCCCAAGUUAACAAGUGAUACACAAGGGCCUGCUUCUCCUGACCAGACUCUCUCAGAGAAGACUGACCAUAAAGCUUCUUACCUCAUACAAACACCUCAAGUACAACCCUCAGGGAAUUCAUUACAUGCAAAGGACAGCAAUGGCUGCGCACGUCAUUUUGAUGAGUGUACAACCAAUUUAGACGGCUGGGAUGAGGUUCCUGACGAAGCUUAUGACCUGCUUGAUAAACUUCUAGAUCUAAAUCCAGCUUCAAGAAUUACAGCAGAAGAAGCUUUGUUGCAUCCAUUUUUUAAGGAUAUGAACUUAUGAUUAUGCAUCUUCAUUUACCAUUACUGUUGUGUAUUAGGUAAAGAUGAGUUCUUUGUAAAUAGCCCUAAAUCCUUGUUUACAAUCUUUGUUUACAGUCCAGGGCAGUAUGAAUAAUUUAUUUUAAAAUGUUAGUAUUUACUCUGGUGGCAGAUACAUAAAAUACAGAUUAAGAUUACUUAAAAUGCCUGGGAAAGUUCUUUGGACUAACAAGAUGAUCUUUGAGUUAAAUCCACUCAAGUAGAAUCAGAGUUUUACUUUCUCUAUUUUUCACUGCCAUUUACAGACAAAGGAGCAGUUUUAGCCUUGUACAAAGUAAUCCAAGGUGCAAGUCUGAAAGUUAAUAGACAUGACAGGGAUUAAAUGAUUCAAAACACAUAGUUUACUGAGUUAUCAUAGUGAGUUAUGUGUACUUUGUAAAAUUCAACCUAGUGUUGGUGCUGUAAUCUGUAGGGAAAGAAAGUAAUUCCCUUUUCUAGAAGCAUAUAUUAAAUCUUUUAAAGACACUAAAAUACUGAGGAGAUGUUGGUCAUGGGGCAAAAUAUCACUUAAAAUUGAAUUUUUCCAUUUUUCAAAAGUCAUAAAACAUUUUUGUGUGAAUUGUCAUAUUUUCUUUGCUUCUAACACAUUCUGAUUGGAAAUUGUAUGGUGCUACAACAAAGGUUCUGGGUGCUUUAUUAGAUUCAGUGUGUCUUUACAGCUGGCAAUUUAUAGUAAUGCUUAUACUGGAUAAGGGAAAGCUGUAGGACAAAGGUGAAGAUUGAGAAUCCAAUAUGCCUUUAUUUUCCUCUUUGCUGUGUGUAUGUUUUGUCACAGUAUUUUAGGCAUCAGGUAGCUCCCAAAAAACAAAGCAAACACAGAAUUAAGUUUACUGGAGACUUUUUCUCUAUCUAGCUAUCUGUAAUGCUAGAUCCUAUUUUGACUAACUUGGUCUUGCUCAGAGAAGAAUGAUUACUAGAGUCUUAGGUGUUACAGGAAGAGAGAAUGAAGUAGAAUAAAGUAGAACAAAGUAGAAAAGGACCUAAGAUUAGGGGUUUAUGUAUUAUUUACAUUCUAAACAUACAUGUCAAGCAUAUCUUGUGGAAAAUAAAGUAGGGGAGGGUGUGGAUCUGCUGACAAGUUUCCCAUUUAGUAGUCUUAGAAACAUAGAUUCAUUUUGUUAUUUUGAGCAUUGAUGGGUCAGUAUGUCCACCUAGUCUACUUGGGAAGUAAUAGUGUUUAUAUAAGCCAUUAUUAUGGAUCUGCUGUCUUAAAAUUGUUUCUUUAAAAACUUGAAUGUUCUUGAAUUUAUAUGUUUAAUAAAGUUGCCCUUUUAUAUUUUUUA
Oryctolagus cuniculus (rabbit) is the source of this 3246-nucleotide messenger RNA. It is a transcript of the gene CDC7, whose product is annotated as cell division cycle 7. Lineage: Eukaryota; Metazoa; Chordata; Mammalia; Lagomorpha; Leporidae. Gene Ontology annotation, cellular component: nucleus. Gene Ontology annotation, molecular function: protein serine/threonine kinase activity; ATP binding. Gene Ontology annotation, biological process: protein phosphorylation; mitotic DNA damage checkpoint signaling. The record is from RefSeq and is a predicted model, not a curated record.